CGGCGGCUGCGGUUGAAAAUGGUUGUGGGGUUCGCGGCGGUUGGCGCGGCGCUGCUGUAGGAUAUGAGAGAUGGCAAGUCCAGAUAGAAGUAAACGGAAGAUAUUAAAAGCCAAAAAAACAAUGCCUCAAAGUUGCCGGAAGCAAGUAGAGAUGCUGAAUAAGUCAAGGAAUGUCAAAGCACUGAAAACAGCAGCAAUUGGAAGUAGUGUUCUGAGUGGUAAUCGGAGUUUAAAUCCUAGUGUCAUAACUGGCAAAUGUGGACAUUCUGAAAAUGUUACAUCCUCAUCGGACUCUAAUAAAAAUUCAGUAUCAGAGGAAAGUAAAGUAUUCUCUCAGAAUUGCAUAAAACCAGUAGAAGAAAUCAUUCAUUCAGAAACAAAAUUGAAACAAGUUGUUUGUUCAGACCAAAAUCCAAGUAAAACAACAGAUUCCCCCAGCAGAGUCUUUACAGAAGAGGCAAAAGAUUCACUGAACACUUCUGAAAACCAUUCUGAAUAUCAGACAAAUGUUACAGGAUCCCUUUUUGAGCAUGAAGGGGCUUGUAGUCUGAAGUCCACUUGCCAUCCACGCAGUGUAUUGAAUGGAACUGUUCAGCUGCCAGAGACUACAGUAACCAUUCCCGUGGAUGAUAAGAGAACUGACCAGAUAGUUUUCCAUUUAGAAACAAACUCCAAUUCAGAAUCACAUGAUAAAAAGCAAAGUGACAACAUUUUAUGUUCAGAAGACUCUGGUUUUGUGCUUAUUGAGAAAACACCUAACUUGGUGAAUUCAAUUACUUCUCACAAAUGUGCUGAUGACAUUUUGAAAACUGAAGAGUGUAGUAGAACCUCUCCAUCCAGCAUUUCAAAUUGUGAAAGUGCAGAUUCAAUGUGGGAGUCAUCACUUGACACUAAUAACAACAGCCAUUAUCAAAAGAAGAGGAUGUUUUCAGAAAACAAAGAAAAUGUUAAACGCAUGAAAACUUCAGAACAAAUUAAUGAAAAUAUUUGUGUGGAUUUGGAAAGGCAAACAGCAUUCCUGGAACAGGUCAGACAUUUGAUUCAACAGGAAAUGUAUAGUUUAAAUUACAAACUAUUUGAUAAGAAACUGGAAGAAUUGAACCAACGCAUUGGAAAGACAGAGUGCAGAAAUAAACAUGAAGGAAUAGCGGAUGGACUCUUGGCAAAAAUAGCAAAACUUAAGAGACGUAUUGAAACAGUAUUAUACUCUCAAAGGAAUUGUUUGAAACCAAACAUGUUAUCCAGUAAUGGAGCCUGUAAGGUUGCCAAUUCAGAGACUAUCAUUUUGGAUAAUAAUCUGGAGUCAGUUGAAAGGUCUUCUGUGAAUGAUGAGCCUUCUAACCCUUCAGAAAAAGAUAGUAAAAAUACUAAUUUGUCACCAGAUCAGAAUGAAUCUGUUUCUGAAAGUAACAAUGAUGAUGUUAUGUUGAUUUCUGUGGAAAGUCCUAAUUUGACAACUCCAAUUACAUCAAAUCAAACAGAUAUCAGACAUAUUACAUCAGGACAUUCCAGCAGUUCUCCCAAUGCUGAAGUUACGGCUGUACAGAAGAAACCUGAUUCUGUAAUUGACUUGACAAAAGAAGGCCUCUCCAACUACAAUAAAGAAAGUCCACUAUCUUCCCUGGAGUCACCUGUGAAAGCUGUUUUAAGCUCAAAACAAACAAUCCCAGUGGCGCCAAAUGCAGCCCAGGUUCCUGAGUUAUUUGAACACCUGCCACCUCUCCCAGAACCACCACCACCACUACCUGAAUUAGUAGACAAAAUCCGAGACACACUUCCUCCCCAGAAGCCUGAGCUCAAAGUGAAACGGGUUUUUAGACCCAAUGGCAUUGCCCUGACUUGGAAUAUAACCAAAAUCAAUCCCAAGUGUGCUCCUGUAGAAAGCUACCACCUCUUCCUGUGUCAUGAGAACCCUAAUAAUAAGUUGAUUUGGAAGAAGAUUGGAGAAAUUAAAGCUUUACCACUCCCAAUGGCCUGUACUUUAUCUCAGUUUUUAGCUUCCAACAAAUAUUAUUUUACUGUCCAAUCAAAAGAUAUUUUUGGACGAUAUGGACCAUUCUGUGACAUAAAAUCUAUCCCUGGGUUUUCUGAAAAUCUUACCUAAAAGGUCUUCAUUAUGAUACAUUUUUUUCAUAUUUGUUUACAAUGUUACUGUAACAGUAUUUGCCAUUGUAAAAGGCCAGCUCAGAUUGUGAACCCUUUCUACUGGGACAGUCCUUUUCUAUAUGUUGUUAAAUGGCCAGUAAUUUGAUGAAUUGCUGAUUUGUAUUAAAUAUGUCCUUCCAGUGGAUAAGUUAUAAAACACAUGCUGUCAUGGGCCUAUGUUGCUGUGGUGUGUUGUGAACAAUACCUUUGGCGACUGUGGAACUGCUGUUUCUAUCAGAAUAACUAGGAUACAAGUAGCCACUGUUUCCUCCAUUAAUAAUCCACUUUUAGUGCUCUCCUGUGGUCAGCAUAGCUACAGGAAAAAUCAACUCUUGACUGAGGGCCAGAUCAUCCCUGGGGUGCACCUCUACCAAGAUAAAAAUAAAUUACUGAAAGUGUUGUUUGUAAAAAUAAAUUACUAAUUUUUUUUUUUAAGAUGGAGUCUCACUCCACGGCCCAGGCUGGAGUGCAGUGGUAUGAUCUCGGCUCACUGCAGCCUCCGCCUCCCAAGUUCAAGCAGUUCUCCUGUCAUAGCCUCCCAAGGAGCGGGAACAGGCACCUGCCACCAUGCCUGGCUAAUUUUUGUAUUUUUAGUAGAGAUGGGGUUUCACCUUGUUGGUCAGGCUGGUCUCAAACUCCUGACCUCAGGUGAUCCACCCGCCUCGGCCUUCCAAAGUGUUGGGAUUACAGGCAUGAGCCACUGUGACCAGUCAAAAAAGUAAAAGAUGUGGUGAAAAGAAGUGGCUUCCCAUUCUAUUCAGCUUGCAAGUGGGCUAUUCAUUUGUACCCCUCCUCCUCUUUUUUGUUUUGUUUUGCACUAUGUCAGUUAUUUGGGGAAAUAGCCUGGAGGUUUUCCCUAAAUCUGUUUGUAAAAUUUGUUAAACGUUGUGUGCUGUGUACACAAAACCUAUCUUAUCAAAGUAUUAUCCAACUUGCUGUUUCAGUUGAGAAUGGAUUUUCCACCUUAGAUAUGAACCUUGAGUUUGCCCAUAUCCUAGACGCUACCCUUCAUCAUUUGCUGGCAGCCCUCAGUCUUCAGAACACAAUACUAAGGAGUUCAGAUAGAUGUGUCUUGUGCCCAUCUCUUCCUGAGAAGAGACAGAAAUGGAGCUGUUACUAGUACGAGCAGCCUGAUUAACUGAACAGAGAUUUGGCAAGUCAGGGCCCAGUGGAGGCAAACUUUAAAAAAUAUCUGGGAUAAGAAUCAAAAAUAAUCCCAAAUAUUUGAAAGUUUAAAAGAGGCAUUUUUUUCAUGGUACAUGGUGAAAGUUCAGGCCUCAGAGGCUCAAAAUAGGGAGUUGUUUUCCCUGGCAUUUUGUAAAUGCUCACAUCUUAAGUAAUAAAGCUAUUAUUAUUAUUAUUUUUUUUUUUUGGCAGUCUCCUGU
This is a messenger RNA of Saimiri boliviensis boliviensis (Bolivian squirrel monkey), 3530 nucleotides long. It is a transcript of the gene ATF7IP2, whose product is annotated as activating transcription factor 7 interacting protein 2. Gene Ontology annotation, biological process: regulation of DNA-templated transcription. The record is from RefSeq and is a predicted model, not a curated record. Gene Ontology annotation, cellular component: transcription regulator complex; nucleus. NCBI's taxonomy places the organism in Eukaryota, Metazoa, Chordata, Mammalia, Primates, Cebidae. Gene Ontology annotation, molecular function: protein binding; transcription coregulator activity.